Messenger RNA from Nicotiana tabacum (common tobacco), 1969 nucleotides. Its product is annotated as sister chromatid cohesion 1 protein 1-like. Gene Ontology annotation, biological process: meiotic sister chromatid cohesion, centromeric. The record is from RefSeq and is a predicted model, not a curated record. NCBI's taxonomy places the organism in Eukaryota, Viridiplantae, Streptophyta, Magnoliopsida, Solanales, Solanaceae. Gene Ontology annotation, molecular function: chromatin binding; protein binding. Gene Ontology annotation, cellular component: cohesin complex.
AAUCUUAAAUCCAUCGGUCCCAAUGGCUCUGCGACUUUCUGGAAUUCUCAUGGGUGGAGUCGUCAUUGUUUACGAACGCAAAGUGAAACUCCUUUAUGAUGAUGUGACUCGUCUCAUGGUGCAAAUCAAUGAAGCUUGGAAGGUGAAAUCAGCAGCUCCCGAUCCUACGUUGCUUCCCAAGAGUAAAGUGCAAGCCAAGUAUGAAGCUGUUACUCUGCCGGAAAACCGGGAGGAAGAACUCCCGGAGAUUGAACAGACAAUGCGAAAUUCGGACACUGUCACAAUGAUGGGUUUCGAACAGACCUCGUAUUUCGCGAUGAGACUAGAUAAUGUAGACCUCUAUGAUAAACCCAAUGCACAGGAAGAACCUGCCCAGGACUUUCAUCAAGUUGAUCUAGAUAAUAUCACCCUGGCUGAACAUUUUGAUGCCCAUCAGGCAGAUUCAGAUAUGUUUAAUCAUUUUGAGAGGUUUGAUAUUGAAGGGGAUGAAGAAACACAAAUGAAUUUUACCCAGCCAGAGGAAGCUCAAAUCCCAAGUACUCUUGUGCCAUCUCCACCCCGACAAGAAGCCCAUCAACCUGAUGAGAUCCCUGACAGACAUCCAGAGGAGCAAGUGAAGCAACAAUCUGAAGCUGAAGAAGUUUUUGAGAGACAGCAGGACCAACAAAGGCCAAAGCCAGCUCGACAAAGAGCAAGAAAAUUAGCGCGUCUUGCAAUUGACAAUGAACAAACUAUUAUUCCUGGUCACAUAUAUCAUACCUGGCUUCAGGGUUCUUCAGAUAUUGUAUCAAGAACAAGGAAAAAGAGAAAGACUUUGAGUGCCUCAUCUUCUAUGAAGAUAGGCAGACUCAUGGAGGUGCCUCCUAUUGCAUUACUAGAAGGGUUGCUCACAAAUGGAAAUAGGGAAGUUCACUAUCCAGCACCACUCUUAAAAUUGUGGUUACGAAGUACCCAACCUCCCCAUGAUUCACCUUCUGGAAAGACCUCUCCGCCUUAUCCUCCUGAACCAUCCUACACAUCUCCAGCUGAAAGGAUGCACAAUUUUGAACCUGUCAGAUAUCCUUUGGAAGAGUUCCAAACUGGUGUAGGUUCCCCAUCAGUAGGGAUCUCCAUAGAGAAACAAAGGGCAAAUGUCAAUAAUAACGUGAUUCCACCUGAUCUCAUGGAGGACCUCAGGACCAAUCUUACAAACCUCGGACUGCAUCCAAAAGAGGUUAAUGGAGUGAAUGAGACCAAUCACAUGGCCACACCUGGCUCUGGUGAUGAGCCUAGAUCCAUUCCAAGCUCAGGAUCUGAUCAUGGUUACCUAUCACAGAACUCCAUAACCAAUUCAAACCGGUCCAACAAGAAAAGACCCCAUUCUUCAUCGAGGCACGGUGCAAGUGGCCUUGAACCAGUAGCAGAAGAGUACCAAUGGCACCAUCCUGAUCCAACUUUCAAGAUUGCUAGACUAUCUGAACUAUCAGAGAAUGGUUAUACACCAGACAAUGAGAUGUUGAUGGAAACUGGACCAACACAAACCCAACAUCAAUUCACUACUCAACCUCUUGACAAGAUGACUGACACUAUCAGGAUGCAGCUGAAGAGUCACUUUGACACUCCUGGAUCAGCCAAAGCAGAAUGUCUGAAUGAACUAACUCUUGGGAUGACAAAGAAACAAGCAGCGUGUCUCUUUUAUCAGGCUUGUGUUCUGGCCACUCGGGACUUUAUAAAAGUCGAACAGGAGGCGCCAUAUGGGGACAUUCUCAUUUCAAGAGGUGCAAAGAUGUGACAACUGAUAAAUUACGAAGAUGCCAAGCUGUCUUAUAGGUUUAUCUUAGUGUUAUAGCUGAUGCAAUUUUUUCUUUCGGUUAAGGUAUUGGAGAGUCCAAGCACAGUUUUAUAGCUCGUAGUAUUAGGACAAAUUAUUCUUAUUGCUAAGCUAUUUAGUUGUUUAAUGCUGUCCUUACCGUUAUAAUCAUAGUAAUCU